This is a messenger RNA of Benincasa hispida (wax gourd), 1179 nucleotides long. RefSeq lists its product as uncharacterized. The record is from RefSeq and is a predicted model, not a curated record. NCBI's taxonomy places the organism in Eukaryota, Viridiplantae, Streptophyta, Magnoliopsida, Cucurbitales, Cucurbitaceae.
UUAGUCCUAGGACCUACAAGCUCCUUGGAUCAAAUUAGUAGAGUUCAUAACUCUACACUCGUGAAGUUAUUAGACCCAUAAUAAAAUAAAAUAAUAUACCAUUUGUGACAUGUCAACUGCUAACUGAGAAGAGUAUGUACCAACGUGGUAUUGGAAAUUUUCCUUGUUCCUCCAUGUUUUGUUCUAUAGAGUGCUGGUUUUUGGUUCAGCAGAUUCACAUUCAAUAUGUGAAAGAUUCCCAUACCCCACAACCUUAAUUCCUUCUUUUCUGUUCCACCUAAGCCUUAGGGCCUAACUGCAACUCCCAACUUUUUCUGUCAAUACAAAACAAAAGUGACCUUAAUUUCUACACACUCUUCAACAAGAAGCCCCACUUUGAAUCUAAAUACGCAACUCCCUUCUCAAUCAUUCCCCCUCCAUUCUUCAAUUCAAAAUUACUUCACGAAAUCAUCAGCCCAUUACUAACCUUCCAAACAAAACCAACCAUUAAUUAAUGGCCAUUUCUCUGCACAAAACCAGCAUAGUUUUCUACUUCUUUUCUUUCCCUAUUCCCCUACCAUACCACCUAUAAAUAUGGUUGAUUUCCAUUCACAGCCUCUUGCCUCUUAACUUACAAAGAAAACACUUCCCUUCUCUCUGAUUCUCUCUGUUUCUUCCUUUGAAAGAGAUCCAGCCAUGGCUUUAAGAUGGCUGCUUCAUUCAACAAGCUAUCUUCUUGGAAACCCGAUUGAGGCCCGUGGUGAAGAGAGUAGUUCAAAAGGGAAAAAUGGUUAUGAAGAAAUAUGCACUUCUGGGUUUCAAAUGCCUCUUCAUUACCCUCGCUACAACAAGGCAGAUUACCAAAAGAUGGAGGAGUGGAAACUGGAUCUCCUUCUCAAGGAAUAUGGCUUGAGUUUUCAAGGCAGUUUGGAGGAGAAGAGGGCCUUUGCGAUCGGUGCAUUUCUAUGGCCUGAUCAGUAUUGAUGCUCCUUUAUCUCUCUCUUUCAAACUAAAGAUUCGACUGUCUUCUGCUGUGUCAUCUUCAUUUCUAGGGAGAGUUGUAUCCGUUCAGCUCAGCCUGUACUUGGAACAAACUUAUGGUAUUGGUGCCUGUUUAAAACAUAAUCUAUUUCUGUUUAAUUAUAUGUGAUCUCCAUACUUUUUCUGUAUAAUAAGAGUAAAGCUUCCUUGUUUCCUUUU